This is a messenger RNA of Ostertagia ostertagi, 267 nucleotides long. The record is from the annotation of a GenBank genome assembly. Lineage: Eukaryota; Metazoa; Nematoda; Chromadorea; Rhabditida; Trichostrongylidae.
AUUACCUCGAAGGCCGAUUCUGCGUCGGAUUUUACACUUUGGAUUGCAGUCAAAGCACUUGCAAACACCCACAUCAUUAUAUAUCUUCUCUCGGUUACGGUAAUGGGUUUCGGUGCUGGCAUCGUUUUCUCCUUCCUCUAUUGGCACUUGCAGGAUCUUGGUGGUUCACCGGUGCUGUUCGGUAUUCUCUCGGUUGUUAACCAUGCUUCUGAAAUAGUGGCAUAUUUCUUUACAUUUCAAAUCAUAAACAAAUUUGGCCAUGUGAAG